Amphibalanus amphitrite is the source of this 1043-nucleotide messenger RNA. Its product is annotated as protein pangolin, isoforms A/H/I/S-like. Gene Ontology annotation, molecular function: DNA-binding transcription factor activity, RNA polymerase II-specific; RNA polymerase II cis-regulatory region sequence-specific DNA binding. The annotation marks the transcript as partial. NCBI's taxonomy places the organism in Eukaryota, Metazoa, Arthropoda, Thecostraca, Balanomorpha, Balanidae. The record is from RefSeq and is a predicted model, not a curated record. The transcript has 10 exons. Gene Ontology annotation, cellular component: beta-catenin-TCF complex. Gene Ontology annotation, biological process: regulation of transcription by RNA polymerase II; canonical Wnt signaling pathway.
AGUGUGCGCACGGUGUCGGUCGCGCUGGUGAUGGGUGCUGAGGGCCCCGUGGCCGCGUGGGUGCUGUGAGCUAGUGCGCGACCGCUGCCAAAAUGCCGCACGGCGACGAACAAGGCUCGACGGAUGAGGUGAAGGUGUUCAAACACGAGGAGGAUGAUGAGGAUAAUUUGGGAGCGGAGGACCUCAACGUGGAGGAUGGGCUGACGGAGGACAAGAGCAGCCUCAUCACCGAGUCGGAGACGAAAGCGACUGAUGCGGGCUCCAACCGUGAGAAUGAAGGCGGCUCGGCGUUCGGACCUCUCGGUGGGAGGCCGUAUGAGCCCCUUGCUGAGCGUCACCCGUUCAGCUACCCAUACAGCCUCUACUCGAGCUACAGUGGAUCCCUCUCAAUGGUGAGUACGGUUGUCAGUGAUGCAAAUGCUGCUGAUGCAGGGAUGGUGAGCAGAAAACCAGGUCAGCCGGGAAAGGUGCCUCUGCACCCGCCGGGUAUCUCACCGUUCUUCUACUCUGGAGAUUCACUGUCGCAGCCCCCGCCCGCCCACAUGGGUAUACCGUCGUACCCGCUGGAUCCCAAACCAGGGAUGGCGCGGGCUCCGGUGUACCCGUUCACACCAGUCUCCUCCCACUGCGCGUACCCGCCACUAGGCGCGCCCGACCUGCCGCCGUGGAAUUCUCCGGCGCUCUACCCCUCCACCUCUGGCGCGUUCCGAUCAGCCUACUCUGGCCUGCCCUCCAGUCUACACAGGUUUUCUCCUGGCCUGCUUCCCCACAGUUUACCGCCCCACCUGCUUCAUCCCGAGUACCUCAAACACAACGGAGACAACCGGCAUAACGCGGACGUGAAACCGGUCAUAUCUGCACCUCCCCCCGGCUCGGGCUCCAAACAACAGCAAAACAAUGGUCAGGAGCCGGAGAAGAAGAAGUGUCACAUCAAGAAGCCUCUGAACGCCUUCAUGCUCUACAUGAAGGAGAUGAGAGCCAAAGUGGUGGCCGAGUGCACACUGAAGGAAUCGGCAGCCAUCAACCAGAUCCUCGGCAGACGG